AUGGUGAAGUGCCCAGAUCGCAAAGGUGUCAUUGCGGCACUGGCACAGCUGCUCUAUGGCCUCGGCUGCAACAUCCUGGCAUCCGACCAAUUCACAGCUGAGGAGGGGGUGUAUUUCCAGCGGAUACGCUUCGACCUGACGGACAUGGUGGUGGGCACUGCCAACAAGGCGGUGCUGGAGCGCGCGAUCGCUGAGGUGGCGGACAGGUUUGGGAUGGAGUGGCGCCUGUUCUACGACGGCGCUGUCAAACGCGUGGCCAUCCUCGUCAGCCGCCUUGACCACUGCCUCUAUGACAUCCUCAUCCGCCACAGGGCAGGGGAGCUGAAGUGUGAGAUUCCCAUAAUCAUCAGCAACCACCCGGACCUGGAGGGCAUUGCUACCUCCUUUGGCAUCCCCUUCAAACACCUGCCGGUUGCCCCUGGCAGCGGUCCUGAGGGGAAGCGCUCACAGAUAGAGGCGCUGCUGGAGGAGCUGGGCGUGGACCUGAUAGUGCUGGCCAGGUACAUGCAAAUCUUCAGCGAGGAGUUCUGCUCGCGCAAUGCCAUGCGCACCAUCAACAUCCACCACUCCUUCCUGCCAGCCUUUGAAGGGGCCAAGCCAUACCACAGAGCGUAUGAGAGGGGUGUGAAGGUGAUUGGAGCCACAGCCCACUAUGCGACCAGUGAGCUUGACGCAGGCCCCAUAAUCGAGCAGGACGUGACGAGGAUAUCCCACAGGGACAGUGUGCAGGACAUGAUCCGCAAGGGUAGGGAUCUGGAGAGGCUGGUGCUGGCUAGGGCACUGAGGUCUGUGCUCAGUGACAGCGUCAUGGUGAAUGGCAACAGAACUGUGGUCUUUGAAAUCUAG
Messenger RNA from Coccomyxa subellipsoidea C-169, 846 nucleotides. RefSeq names its product Formyltetrahydrofolate deformylase. The coding region runs from base 1 to 846 and encodes 281 amino acids. NCBI's taxonomy places the organism in Eukaryota, Viridiplantae, Chlorophyta, Trebouxiophyceae, Coccomyxaceae. The transcript has 6 exons. Gene Ontology annotation, biological process: 'de novo' IMP biosynthetic process. Gene Ontology annotation, molecular function: formyltetrahydrofolate deformylase activity. The record is from RefSeq and is a predicted model, not a curated record.